GCACCAAUCGGCAAAGAGCACAGGAAAACCGGUGCACAUACCAACGAGCAUAUGGACUUAACGUUACGGUUCGCGUUCUGGUGUUGUUCGCGCCGGCCUCUGCGGGGAAUUCUAAUAAAGUGGCGGCCUCUGCCGACGGAAAUAGAAAUCGAAAAGGAACGGUCGGGAAUGCCGAUGAUGCGCGCACAGCGGUCUGCUGGAUCAGUGCUAGUGCUUGAUGCGAGGCGAGUGUGUACGGUGGUGCACGGUCGCUUCGCCGAUACGGGUUUGCACAGACUGUUUUCGUUCUGUCGCUUCGCUAAAGCGUGUUCGUACUACUUGCCGCGACUGUGCGACCACGUAGAGAGUAGUGCCAAGCAACGAGGGCGUAUGUAGAACCUUGGUUAGCGAGAGGGAGAGGGAUCGAAACCGCGAACAGCGGAGAGACGUCCGUCGAGUCAAGUAAAUUUGAAAGAUCGCGAGUGAGACACGGUGGAGGAACGUAGGGCAGGGUGGCUCGCCACCAGCCAACUACGAAUAAAGGGCAAGAGAAAUGGGCCGGUCCGUACUUACGUGAUAGGAGGUGCAUGAGCGCGCGCGCGCUCGCACUCGUUCCGCGUGUGUAUGUGCGUGCGUGUGUCGUCGAUGCGCGAGUGUGUCCGUGAGGAAGGGGUGAGCAAGGGUGCGAAAUAGUAUCCCUGUAUUCCGAAAGUGAUAUAAAAUCGGCCAGCCUAACUCGAGAAGCCAAGGGAGCUGCGUGCAACUAUCCCCCUGCGACGAUCCCAAGAUGACAGCCAACUAUAUUUUUCUGACGCUGAUUAACGCGGCUUUCCUCUGCCUCGCAUCGACCAUACUCUCGGAAUCAGCCGGAGCCUCUUGCAAGUGGUUGUCCGAGGGUGGCAACGACACCCGUUCCGCGGACUGCACCCUCCGAGUAUUGGAUCCUGCCGCGAUCACGAGCCUCGUGCCGUCCCUCGACGGGGCCCUCAAGUUGCGUAUACGGUGCAGCGACGUCCAUCAUUUCGAGAGCACCUUCAACGCGCAAAGCUGGCAACGUUUGACCACUUUGCACGACCUGCACGUGGACGGGUGUAAAGUAUUGCGCGUACCCGUGGGUGCUUUCCAACCGCUUCUCGAGCUGAAACGACUGACCAUGCAGACCUUCAAUUCCGCCUGGGGUGCUGGUCGCGUCCUCGAGUUCGCGCCCGACUCGUUCCUCGGUCUUCGGGAGCUUCACACGUUGGAAAUCGUCGAGAGCAAUUUGCACACGCUUCCAGCGAAUCUCCUCUGCGGACUGGAUAAUCUUCAAACGCUGAACCUUACCGGGAACCGUUUGCGCGACACCAAUGACAUCGGGUUGAGCCGCCAGGACCUGCCACCCAACGAAACCAUCGAGGCCUGUCGCGCGGACGUACGGAUUCUGGACUUGUCCCGGAACGAGAUUACACAGUUGCCCGAGAACAGUACGCUGGCUGGCCUGCGGCAACUGCAAGAGCUGCACCUGCAGCGAAACGCGAUCGUAGAAAUUGCCGGUGACGCGCUCACCGGGCUGACCGUUCUGCGUACUUUCAACGCGAGUUAUAAUUCCCUGGACUCGUUGCCCGAAGGGCUGUUCGCCAGCACGAGGGACCUUCGGCAGAUACACCUGGCGUACAAUGGCCUCCGCGACCUGCCGAAGGGUAUAUUCACUCGGCUGAAGCAGCUGCAGGUCCUCAAUCUGGCCGGCAAUCGGCUCGGCAGCGACCAAGUCGACGAAACCACUUUCCUCGGGCUGAUCCGUCUGGUCGUCCUCGACUUGUCUUACAAUUCGUUGACGCACAUCGACGCGCGUAUGUUCAAGGACCUUUCCUGCCUGCAGAUACUCGAUCUACGAAACAAUUCCAUAGAUCGAAUCGAGAGCAACGCGUUCUUUCCGCUCUACAAUCUGCACACCCUCGAGCUCUCCGACAACAAGCUUCACACCGUGGGAGAACGACUUUUCAACGGCCUGUUCGUUCUAAACCGCCUGACGUUGUCCGGCAAUUCUAUAGCGAGCAUCGACCCGCUCGCGUUUCGCAACUGUUCCGAUUUGAAGGAGCUGGAUCUGAGCGGUAACGAGCUUACCGCUGUACCCGACGCGCUCCACGACCUCGCUUUCUUGAAAACCCUCGACCUCGGCGAGAACCGGAUCAGCGAUUUUCACAAUGGCUCGUUCCGCAAUCUUCAUCAGCUAACCGGUCUGAGAUUGAUCGGGAAUGACAUCGGCAAUCUGUCGCGCGGUAUGCUCUGGGAUCUUCCGUACCUGCAGAUCUUGAAUCUCGCUAGGAACAAGGUGCAGCACGUCGAGAGGCACGCGUUCGAGAGGAAUUUACGGCUGGAGGCGAUACGAUUGGACGGGAACUUCCUGUCGGACAUCAACGGCGUGUUCACCAGCAUAACCAGCUUGCUGUUGCUAAACCUUUCCGAGAAUCAUAUCGAAUGGUUCGACUACGCGUUCAUACCGGGGAACCUGAAAUGGCUGGAUAUACACGGCAAUUUCAUCGAGAGCCUGGGAAACUACUACGAGAUUCGCGAUUCGAAAGUGAAAACCUUGGACGCCAGUCAUAAUCGCAUCACGGAGUUGUCUCCGUUGUCGGUGCCCGACAGCGUCGAGUUGCUCUUUAUAAAUAACAAUUACAUUAGCGUCGUUCGGCCGAAUACGUUCGUGGACAAGGUGAACCUGACCAGGGUCGACAUGUACGCGAACAUGAUCGAGACAAUGGAAUUGACUUCGUUGCUGCUGACCAAAGUCCCGGAGGAUCGACCGCUGCCGGAGUUCUACAUCGGCAGCAACCCGUUCAACUGCAACUGCUCGAUGGACUGGCUGCCGGCGAUCAACAAUCAAACGUCGACCCGAGAAUAUCCGCGCAUCAUGGAUCUCGACAAUGUGAUGUGCCGCACUUCCGGCCCACGUGGCGUCGCCAUCGUACCCGCCUCCACGGCCCGAUCGGAACAAUUCCUUUGCCGUUACGAGGCCCAUUGUUUCGCCCUCUGUCAUUGCUGCGAUUUCGACGCGUGCGACUGCGAGAUGACCUGCCCGGCCGGCUGCAAGUGUUACAACGACCGCACUUGGAAUACGAACGCUGUGGAUUGUUCCGGCCUCGGAGUCGAGGAAAUACCCCGGCGAAUACCGAUGGACGCGACCGAGGUCUAUCUGGACGGUAACGUGUUACGCGAGUUGCAAAAUCAUGUGUUUAUCGGACGCAAGAAUAUGCGUGUACUUUACGUGAACGGUAGCAGCAUCGAGUCGAUACAGAACCGCACGUUCAACGGUUUAAACAAUCUGCAGAUACUUCAUCUAGAGGACAAUAGGAUACGCGAGCUGAAGGGUUUCGAGUUCGAGCAUCUCUCUCAUCUGCGCGAAUUGUAUCUGCAGAACAACGUGAUAGGAUAUAUCGGUAACCUGACGUUCUGGAAGUUGCAUUCCCUGGAGAUAUUGAGACUGAGCGGUAACCGACUGGUAACAUUCCCAGUCUGGCUUGUCAAUUUGAACGCGCGGCUAGUCGAACUGUCUUUAGGCGGUAAUCCAUGGUCUUGCCGGUGUAAAUUCUUGCAGGAGUUGUCGGGUUGGGUAUCGGACAAUGCUCACAAGAUCGUGGAUGCGAGCGACGUUUGGUGCUAUUACGGCGGCGACGCGAGACCAGCUUACAGGCGCCGUUUGAACGUCAACGAAACGGUCUGUUCCGAUUACUUUUCCGAGGGCGGCGUGAUCGAAAGCAUCAUGUUAUCCGAUUAUUUGCCUCACGUAGCCGCCACUCUGUCGGCGGUGCUGGUUCUCUUGGUAAUCAUAGUCCUCGCGUUCGUAUUCCGCGAGCCGGUCGGCGCUUGGGCUUACUCGAAGUACGGAUUGCGAUUCUUGCGCGCGAAACCCGGCAAAUCGACGGGGACGGCGACGAUACCGUCAGCCGCGCCGAUGACUGCUUGUUGCGACGGCGACAGGGAACGUCGGUACGAUUGCUACGUCUGUUACAGUCCGAACGACGAGGACUUCGUGCUUCAUUCGUUGGCCGUGGAGCUCGAGCACGGCACCGCCGGUCUGAGACUGUGUCUACACCAUCGCGAUCUGCCCUGCGUGCUCCGUAGUUCCGCCCCGGCACCGAUCGUCCUGGAAGCGGUCGACGCGUCCCGCAGAGUACUGAUAGUUCUAACUCGUAAUUUCUUGCAAACCGAAUGGUCGCGGUUCGAAUUCCGUGCGGCGCUUCACGAGGCGCUCCGCGGCCGGACCACUCAGUUGAUCGUUGUACAGGCUGGUCAUGCAUGCCCGGAAGUGGAACGCGAUCCGGAGCUGCGGCCGUACCUUCGAACCGCGGCGGCGAUACUCACGUGGGGCGAGAAGAGGUUCUGGGAGCGUCUGAGAUACGCGAUACCACCGGCAAAUACGGGGGACAUAUCCAUGGAGAACAAAUCGUCGCCGCUCGUUUACAAACGCAACAUCAAUACGUACACGCUGGACGGCGUCGGCAGCGAGAAGACGAGCAUGUCGACGCUGCGGGCGCAAGAGAGGCAGAGGACUUUCUUCAAAGACUCGUCCCCAACAACCGCAUUAAUGUUGCAGCAUGCGCCGCCCGCCUAUUCCUGCGGCACGGUUUCGAUGCCGCAACAGCAACUGCCACCUUCGUCGCCGCAGCCUAGGCUGACCGUCAAUCACGCCUACCGAGAUGCGGUUACUGUACCAGGUAGCAAUCUCAUCGCCACGAACACGACGGUGAGCAGCGGCAGCAGCGAGGAUCACAGGAGACCGCUGUCCGAACACAUAUACUCGUCCAUCGACUCGGAUUAUUCGACGCUCGAGAGAACUGCCUGGAGACAGCAACAACCACCGCCUCCGCCGCCGCCACCAUCUUCCGGCCAGGCCUAUCUCGUCUAGCUCCGCGUGAAUUGUCUUCUGCUUGUGAUACGUUUCUCCGUUGGAAAAAAAAGCUUGUCCCGCUUUCCGUGUCCGCGCCGCAAAGGGGAGGGAUUGGCGUAUACUCACGGUGACGGCGACGGCGACAGAUAUUUCCCAAGUUUUUCUGAUCGUGAUCAACGCGAUAACCUUGGAUAGUUGAUAAAUGAUAGAUAUAUUUUCGAUUACAAUUCGUGUAUCGAGUAUCGGAGGUUACGGGAUAAACGAGAUUUCGUGUUGGUACCUCUAAAGAUUAUCGAGCUUUCGCUUUGUUACGGCCUUCCCUCGACGGGAACACACGACGGGGUAGCCUCGCGAUGGUACAUACGAUUAGCCGAGCACCGAUAACCACUUUGGAAAUAUUUGUUUGCGACGAUUCUUUCUCUACCCGUCGAGUAUGCUCGCUGUUGCUUUGUUUCAUCGGCAAAAGCGUGAUUGUCCACUUUUCCACUUGUACCGUUUCCUUUUCUCCCUUGCGUUCGCUCUAUUUCCUCCACCCUUUCCCUCUCUUUUGUUGUCUUUCAUCCUUCUUCGCUAGAUAUCAGAACCUCAACCUCCAUCUCUUUCGUUCUCUCUCUCUCUCUCUCUCCCUCUCUCUCUCUCUUUCUCUUCGGGAACAGAUUGCGCGCGCGCAAAACUGUACUAUGUGAAUUUCUGAAUGGCGUCUCGCGAGAACCUAGUCCGACUGGGACUCUUCUAUUCCCUCUUCCACUUCGCUUGACGACUUUUCACUGUGCAAUAAAGUAUAAACAAGCCGUCUCCUUUGCGCGGAAAAUCGCCGGGUAAUCGUCCAUAAAUGGCGAUUCGUUUCCACGCGUGUACAUAUUUAUUAUAAAAUAACAAAAAAAAAACGAGAAAAAAUGCGCAAUAUGUAAAUAGAGCCGCAAGCUGUAUACGCGCGUCAGCGUAUGUGUACGUAUGUACAUUGUACAUAACUAUAAUACCAACAAAACGAUAACGUCGAUUCUGGCGUACGAGUUCCGCCGCGUAGAAAGUUUUAGCUUCAAUUUUCAAUUCUCGACUAGGUAGAGUGACCUUUUUGUAAUUUUAUAUGUCCAAUCGAAUGUUGUAUGAUAUGUAAAUAUGUAUAUCUCGGACGCGUCGCCUCGUGUAAGAUAUUAUUCAUCGCGUAAGAAUGAAUGACAACAAAAAAACGAUAAUUAAGAGUGAGAAGCGGAAAAGCAUGCGCUCGCGACACCCUGAACCACAGAGACACGCAUUUAGCGCAUGCGUCGUAAACUUAACUGUAUACUUGAUUUAUUUAAAUCAUGUGAAUAAAUUUAUAAAAUACGUUAUUAUUAUACA
Molecule: messenger RNA, 6187 nt
Organism: Megalopta genalis
Lineage: Eukaryota; Metazoa; Arthropoda; Insecta; Hymenoptera; Halictidae
Gene: Toll-7
Product: Toll-like receptor 7
Biological process (GO): signal transduction
Cellular component (GO): extracellular matrix
Molecular function (GO): protein binding
Source: RefSeq, a predicted model, not a curated record